AUGAGCUUCUAUGAUGACUCUCACAUUCUAUCACGAUUGGGAAUAUUGCAAUCAAAGGAGGAAUGCCCUCGUAAAAUUCUUCAAUCCAAUCCGAAAGCCGAGGUGAAGAAGUCUCCUGCGAAUGAACGAUUUGUUGAAGUGAACAUAGACGGCGAAGUUGGUUCGAGGUCUGACACGGAUGAAGAGCCUGUAUUCGAUAGGAAUUUUUUACUGUCCCCAAAUAGGAGUGCCAAGGUUUAUCGAAGAAAAUCUGAAUCGUAUAAGUGCAUAUACCUGAUUCUUCUAUUGACCUACUUUGUGAUAGGUGCUGUUUGGUCAAUACCGCUGAUUACGCAACGCGCAACUGCAAAGUCACAUUCAAAUUUCUUAUCUAUAAAUACUUUUGGGCUACUCCUAGGAACCGUAACUGGAAAAGUUUUCUGCCGGCAACUGAACAUCGCAUUCGUGUCUUCCUCCUGCACCUUGUUGCUUUGUAGUUUCUCCUGGAUAAUUACCGACUUCACAGACGUGAUAGAUGCGAGAAUUUCGAUUUUCCUAUUAGGCUUUGCCUCAGGAAACAUCUUGUACGGUGGUCUAGCGACAUGGUUUCUUCAUUGGAGAGGAUAUAAUCGAAAAGUCAUACUCUUCUAUGUGCUCAUGGCUCUCGGAACCUCCAUAGCUUUAGCUACAAAUAACCAGUCUCUUUUCGGCCCAGAUGGCAGCAAUAUUGUUACAUCUUCAAUUGCACUCCACAAGCGCGAAGCUAUUGCAUCCGAUUUAUACAACGAUACAUCAGUCAGCACCAUUUUAAAUAAUGAUCCAAUGACGACAAAAUCGAACAAGUCACUAGGAACCACAACUGCGAAAACUAAUUCUGGAAUCCUUGGUGUUUCUUCGACGAAUGUUCACACGGCCACUUCUCGAUCAGUUGUAACUACGGGUAAAGCAAACAUCGCAGAAACCACAACUACUCGUUUACGCAGCAGCUCGCAAGCAAGUACUCUAUUUCCGGAGAGUCAGUCAAUAGUGGAACUGCCUAUAUAUAGCCGUUUCACGAGCAUUUCUUCAACAAUUGCCCUGACUUUUUACAUGAUAGCGUUCAUUUCUUGCUGUAUUCCAUGCUCAACCAGAAGCGAUGCGAAAUUUUUAAAGUUGUUUGACCCGUCUAUUUCUGGUUUGACUAGAGGCUGUCGUAUACGACUAACGACGGUGCAAGUCAUCGCUUCCUUAAUUGAAGGCCUAGUGGAGUUAGCAACAAUGCUCUUGGCUGUAAAUCGUCAAACCCCAUCGAUUCUAUUAAUGCACCAUACAAUCAUCACUGUUUUUCGAUCUGUGGUGUUGAUGUGGUAUGUUUUGAUUAUUGCGUUUUUUUCAAUGACACGUGGCAAAUGCCCCAGGUGUGGGUGGAUUCAUAGGCGCUCUGGAUGA
Haemonchus placei is the source of this 1407-nucleotide messenger RNA. The record is from the annotation of a GenBank genome assembly. Lineage: Eukaryota; Metazoa; Nematoda; Chromadorea; Rhabditida; Trichostrongylidae.